Molecule: messenger RNA, 1143 nt
Organism: Schizophyllum commune H4-8
Lineage: Eukaryota; Fungi; Basidiomycota; Agaricomycetes; Agaricales; Schizophyllaceae
Exons: 4
Coding region: 1-1143 (380 amino acids)
Source: RefSeq, a predicted model, not a curated record
AUGGAGGCUGCAGGACUCGCUAUCGGUGCCGUAACUCUCGUGUCCCUGUGGGAGACUUGCAUGCAAGGCGAGUUGUUCGACGUCGUCGUAUCUGCGCAGCACUUUGACGAGGAAUGCGAGCUAGUACGCAUCAAGCUGGACGUGGAACGUGUCCGCCUCUUCGAAUGGGGAGAGGCUGUUGGGUUGGCCAAACUCAAGCACACCGACACUGGCUCGGCGUCCACUCCGAGUCUGGCUACCGGUGAUAGCUCUCUUUCCGGAGUCCAUCCGCAGCUAGGGAGGUCCUACAAAAAGAUCCUGGCCAGGGAUAUCCUGGGCUAUAUUCGUCGCCUCUUCGAGGACACGGAGGCUCUACAGCGACACUAUGGCCUACAGCGUGUGCAGGGUGGCCCCUCCCCUCACGGCGACGAUAUGUCUCCCAGAGCGUUACGUUUUAUAUUCAAGAGAGCGUAUGCAAGCGUUCAGGCGUUGGCUAAGGUCAAUGCAGAAAAAGUGAACUUACGGACUCGUACUCAAUGGGCCAUAUCCGACAAGGGAAAAUUCACAAGCCUCAUCAACGAAAUGAAGACGUUGAACGACAGUCUCGCCGACCUCUUCCCCGGCACAGCGACCAUAACAAGGAAUCAUCUACGACACGAUAUCGAGUCCAGCGACGAAAUUGGGUCCUUGAUGCUGCUCCAAAGGGCUUCCAGCGACGAUUAUGCCGAGUUCUCCGGUGCGGCCCGCAUGCGCAUCUCGGUAUUGCAAGCGCGAGCGUCUCUGGGAUUCUCAGACCAGGCGUUACGCCCACAGGACGAGUACAGCGAAGCCAAUACUCCUGUUGAUCUAGGUCGAAUUGAGCCAGCAUCAGAAGCAGCGGGACCAUCUUCAGUCAAUGGGUAUACGAACAUACAUGAUAGCCGACAUUGGCACACAAUGAGGAGCCUUCUGGAGGAGAUCAGCGGCGCCACCAGCCAUAUAUUGGAUCUCAGUCGGAUGAUGACUGAAACCCCACCUUCAUCACCAAAGACAGGAAUCAUGGAGAGCGCGCAGCAUGCUCUCUUGCUCACCAUCCACGAGAGCUGCUCAGAGUGUGUCUGCAACGUGACAUCGACUGGUAGGCCGAGGCAGAUCUGCGUCCAGUAUGCGUUAGCUUACGAUUAG